This is a messenger RNA of Aspergillus campestris IBT 28561, 1356 nucleotides long. Its product is annotated as putative oxidoreductase. The transcript has 2 exons. The record is from RefSeq and is a predicted model, not a curated record. NCBI's taxonomy places the organism in Eukaryota, Fungi, Ascomycota, Eurotiomycetes, Eurotiales, Aspergillaceae. Bases 1 to 1356 code for a protein of 451 amino acids.
AUGCCUAUUCCCUUGAUCACGCAGGGAAUUCGAGAUGGCAUCUCGUCCAUCCCCUAUGCUGCUCAUAUCCUCCGAGUCGCGCCCUGGGUGCUUAUCCUGGCUGCACUCAAGUACUACUUUGGGGGAGCCCGCAAUGGCUCCGAGCGGGUGAUGCACUCCAAGGUGGUGAUGGUGACAGGCGGCACAUCAGGUAUAGGAGCUAGCGUCGUCCACGAACUCGCAUCGCGCGGCGCCCAAGUCAUCAUUCUCACACAACACUCCCCCUCGGACAUCUUCCUAGUCGACUACAUCGAAGACGUACGCAGGUCAACCGGCAACCAUCUCGUCUUCGCAGAGCAAGUCGACCUAUCCUCGCUACACUCCGUCCGCACCUUCGCCACGAAGUGGAUCGACAACGUCCCGGCCCGCCGACUGGACAUGCUCAUCCUGUGCGCCAACACCGCCUCCCCAUCCUCCUCCCUGUUGUCCACCUCCCCCCGCCGAGUCACCCAAGACGGCCUCGACGAAGAAUGGCAGGUCAACUACCUCUCCAACUUCCACCUCCUCAGCAUCCUCUCCCCAGCGCUCCGAGCCCAGCCCGCCCACCGCGACGUGCGCGUCAUCUUCACCACCUGCGCCAGCUACAUGGGCGCACGUCUGGACCUCAAACAAGCCGACACAGCCCCCGUCCCAGCAACCCACAACCUUCCCACGCAGUCCAAAUCCAAACCCAACUCGAAGCAACAAACCCCCCCACCAAAGAACAAACCCAGCAGCCUCUUCGGCGUCUCCAAACUCUCCCUCAUGGUCUUCGCCCACACCUUCCAGAAACACCUCAACGCAGUCAAGCGUCCCGACAACCAACCGCCUUGCACGCGCGUUCUCGUCGUCGACCCGGGCUUCAGUCGCACCCCCGGCAUGCGCCGCUGGCUCACGGGCGGAUCCCUCUGGGGGCUGCUCUUCUACCUAAUCACCUGGCCCGUGUGGUGGCUGAUCCUCAAAUCGCCGCAGCAAGGCGCCCAAAGUAUUCUCUACGCGGCGAUGGAAGCUCGCUACGGCCGCGGCGAAGGCGGCUGGAUGAUCAAGGAGUGUUGCGAGGUGGGAUACGCCCGGCAUGAGAUUACGGAUGAGGCGGUCGCGAAGCGCCUGUGGGAGUUCAGCGAGAAGCAGAUCGAGACAGUCGAGACGGAGACUGCUAUUAAGAGAGCGUUGGCCAGCAAGGAGAAGCAGGCGCAGGCGGAGGCGGAGGCCCAGAUGGCGACGCCUUCGGCGGGUACUAAGGACGCAGCGCCGGGAUCGCGUCGGAGCCGUAAGGGGCAGAACCCGACUUCGGAUUCGGCUUCGGCUUCGGCUUCGGCUUCCAGCGCGCGUAAAUAG